Molecule: messenger RNA, 2271 nt
Organism: Anopheles darlingi
Lineage: Eukaryota; Metazoa; Arthropoda; Insecta; Diptera; Culicidae
Exons: 3
Coding region: 63-2171 (702 amino acids)
Source: RefSeq, a predicted model, not a curated record
GCAGGCAAAAUUCUGUUUAGUUCAGCAUUUUCUUCUUCUGAUCAAGCUCUAGGGUUGUGAAAAUGGCCAGCCAAUCGAUGAUCAACGAAAGUGCUGAUGAUGGCUUACCGGGUGAGUUUUGGAAUGAGUUUCUGGACGAAGUCGACGGAGUGGACGAGGAUCUGCUCCAGCAACGGCAUGCCGAAAUGUUGGCACGCGAAGCCGAACACAUCCGGCGCAUCAACGCCGCCUGGAACACCGGCCUGCAGAGUAGCUCCGCCACCGUGCAGACCCAACCGACUGCCACAGUGCCUGCUCGUAUGCCCAGCCUGGCACCCAACCUGUCUCCUCCCACACUGGAGUCUACGCCCAGCUCGCGCCGGAUCUCAUCAUCAUCAGCAUCAUCUUCUGUACCAAGCCAGCUCCGACCGAUCACGGUCACGGAAGCAGCACAGACAGUGAAGGAACCGGAAAAACUCCCGAACGAGACAAACGGAAACCAAGCUACUAUUGCUCGUUCCUCUAGCAACAAAAAGCGACCGACGCGUGAUGAAGAUGAUGAUAGCGGUGAGGAAACGGAGAUCCGAGAAUCGGACAAACGGGACCGGCGUCGUUCACGGUAUCACUCACGGAGCCGAUCGCCAAGCGUUGAAUCUCGGCGACGCCGGCAUCGUUCCCGUUCUCGACGGCGAUCUCGUUCCCGUUCCCGCUCCCGGCGUUAUCGCUCUCGUUCGCGAAGUCGCCGCCGCAGCCGUACACGAUCGCGAUCACGCUCCGGAUCGCGAGAUUCGCACGGUCGUACCCGGAACCGUAGUGACGCCGACCGAUCGACCGGGCCGCCCGGUGCCGAGCUUGGCAUGAUGCAGACCAUGAUGACCAUGAUGAUGCAGAUGAUCGACAAAUCAUCGAACCAAACGGCAACGGCAAGUGUUUCGAUACCGGAAGCAUUGUCGAACCUUCGUAAAUCAGCGGCCUCAUCCACCCCAGAACCGACUUUCAACAGAGGUGGAAAGGGAGCUGAAAGAACCUCCAGGCAGACUUUUAGUUCAACAGAAACACAAUCGGUGACCCCGGCAUACGAUGUUGGAACUGAGUUGUUCCUCAAAGGAGACAUCAAUUUCGGCGAAUACCUGGCCUUGAAACCUUCGUCCCGGGAGAAUAGUAUGGUAACACCGAAUCCGCAUGUUACCAGUUGCAUCAAUGAAGCCAUCUCGAUCCUCGGUCGCACGGAGACGAAGGAACAAACCGGAAAAUUCCUCUAUGUGCCACCCACUUAUAAUAGUGAAAUCACCAAAAAGGAUAACCGUUCGCCGCUCAUCUGGAACACGUACAACGUGCUGUUCCGCUUCUCAUCCAACCAGCGGGAGGUGGACUUGUGCGAACCCUUUCCCAAUGUGAACACGAAGCUGAAAUCGAUCAUCGCGGAUCUCGGUCUAGACGAAGGCAUCAUCGCUCAUCAGCUGGAACAAAGCGUGAAGGCGGCCAAGGCACGGGCGGUAUUAGAAGACUCUUCGUCCCAUAUCCAGGCCAUUAUUGCACCCGCGGGCGAUCAGCCGGGCCUGGGUCCAAGGGGGCGCCGGCAUAUGAUCGAACGAGCAGUUCAAACGUCCGGAUACGCUUGCGGCGAAUGUGUUGAGCGAUCGAAACGUACCUACGUAUCGACAGGUAUGCAAACCAAGACAAACAUCGUACGGCAGGCGGAUGCCGUCGUACAAACCAGCAACUUCAAUAGGGAGGAGGAGACACGCGGUCCAAGCAUCAUGCUUACCAAUAUGACCCCGAACCAGAUUGAGCUGGUCGAAACGAUCGUCAACUACAUUCGCCAGCGACAGAUUACGGGUUCGGUCGAGAGUGUGAGCAAUGCUCUUCGGCGCGAUUCUACAGCACCAGUGGCGAUGGGCAGGGAACUGUACGAUUCGAUUCAACUAACACUAGGACAAGCUGCUGGGCUCGCAAACAGAGCAGCGAACAUGAACGGCCAAAACAUGAUGCCUCAACCAGCGGCACCAGCGCCACCGCCACCACCAUCCGUAGUGCUACCAAUGCAAGCGCCCAAACCAAAUGAUCCACGUUUAGGGGCACGCGGUGGCAAUUACCGCGGCUUUCAGGGCAGCAGGCAAAUGCCACAGGUUAACCUAGUUCCGGCUGGAUUUCUCUACGAUGGCCCGAAGAAAAAUAAGAAGAGAAAAUAGAUUGCAAGUGCCAUUCAUCAACAUUUUUUACCACCUCUCAUCAUUGUUUCGGAAGUAAUGAACUAAGCAAUCGCAGAAUAAAUGAACUUUUUGUAUGAAA